AUCACUUUCGCCACUGCUUGCUGGUGGAUAUGGUGAUGACGAAAUGCUAGGACUUUUAGUGGUGAGGAGCUGGAAGAUAAACGGAAGAUCAGUUGGAUCAAAGAGGCAGUUAGAGAAAUUAAUACUGCUUUUCGGAGACAGCGGAUGGUGGGCAACAUUCCCAACUCAGCCGAUUGCUCGCUUAGGUGGAAGAUGUCUCAAGAUUGUGAAUGGACCCUCAAUGUUGAUGGUAGUUGCAAAACAUUCAUCGACAAAGCAGGUAUCGGUGGUGUCCUUCGGAAUAGCAGAGGUGAGUGGAAAGGUGGUUUUACGGCCAAGGCUAGAGAAAGGAGUGCAACAUCGGUGGAAGUUAUGGCCAUCUCUGCGAGUAUUCAGUGGGCUUGGGAACAAGGAGUUCGAGAACUUGAGAUUCAAACGGACGCAGGUGAGGCUGUUAAGUGGAUUGCUGACAAUAAUUCACUUAGAGGACCUACUCGUCACAUCAUUGAUAACAUUAAGAAGUGGCAAACUAAGUAUAGAAGGAUCAAGAUAAAGAGCAUAUUCCGCGAACAAAAUUUUGCGGCUGACCACAUGGCUAGUAUUAGAGCUUUUCAGCAUGCUGAUUGGAUUGAGCAUGAAGUUCCCCCACCUGGGAUGGAGGACAUCAUUACAAGGGACAAGAUAGGCGUUACCAGAAUUCACAGAGUUACUUCUCCUGAGGAGACGAGUUAGUUCGGGGUUUCCCCCCUCCCCAUUUGAUCAAAAAAACACAUUGUGAAUCUUGUUCAGUUCACGGGUAGCUCCAACUGAUACGCUACAAGACCAACGAUACAAUAUUAUUAUAACUUAUAUCCGAAAUUCAUUAAUUGGAUAAAAAAUGACAUAUAAAGAAUGUCACAUGUCUACAUACUAUUGAUUGGAGUCUCAUUUUUAUAUAUAAAGGAUAAAGGACUAUUAUUGAG
Molecule: messenger RNA, 941 nt
Organism: Cuscuta campestris
Lineage: Eukaryota; Viridiplantae; Streptophyta; Magnoliopsida; Solanales; Convolvulaceae
Source: the annotation of a GenBank genome assembly